AUGCGCAAUGGCACCUUCGUCAUCCCUGCCACUGGCGAGCGCUCCCGGCGCCAAUUCACCCUCCGCACUCCCAGGACCCGGUCGCACUGCAAUGGAUCCGAGCGUCGUCCGCCAACAGCUUCGGUGACCUCGGUUGGUCAGCAUCUCCAGGCAGCUUCGAGAGCUGUGCGGACCAAGUCGCUGGCCGCCUGGCGAUGGGUGCAGACCGACGAGGGCCGGCAGGUGCUCAAGUGCGCGCUGGCAUAUCUCUUGGGUACCACGGCAACGUUUUGGCCGCCGCUGUCUAACUUCCUGGGUCGUAGAGAUGGCAAACACAUUGCGGCGACGUUGACAGUGUACUUCCACCCGGCCCGGACGGCUGGGUCGAUGCUGGAGGCUGUUGUGAUUGCCAUUGUGGCCGUGGUAUAUGCCGAACUGGUCUGUAUGCUGUCGAUGGGGAUAGCCAUUGCCUCUCGUGCCCUCUCUGGAUCUGCCGCUCCCGCACAUGCCGUCGUCCUAAUUGUAUGCAUCGGAGGCGGUCUUGGCUUGGUCGGCUGGACUAAGCAGCGAUUGAACCAGCCCCUUGUCAACACCGCCUCUACCUUGGCAUCAAUGGCCAUUAUAUCCAUCAUUACCAAAGAGGAAUCCGUCAAUAAUGGCUACUUCUCCGUGGAUAAGAUCAUACAGAUGUUCAAGCUGUUAUUGCUUGGAAUCACCUUUACCGUGGCUGUCAACCUCCUGUUAUGGCGCGUGUCGGCAAGAAAAGUCUUGCGCCAGUCUAUCCUUACUGCGGCGGUGGCGCUGAGUGAUCGCUUGUCCUUCAUCACCAGUGGGUUUUUAAACGGAUCGGAGGACGAGGUCAACUCUCUCGAGUAUGCCCAGGCCUCCGCUCAGUAUAAUUCAGCGUACGCUCAGAUCAUGACAACCCUCCGAGAGUCUAAAAUUGAGCAAUACUUUCUCGGGAGGGAGGACGUAUACCGGUUGGAUAAACGUCUCAUCAAGUCGCUGGAAACGCUGUCACAGGCGACUGGGGGUCUGCGUAGUGCGCUCCAGACCCAGCUGACGCUUCUGAAGGAGGGACCCAACUCCAUUGUGCCGCCGCAAUCACACUUAUUCUCUCCUGAGCCAGCAUCCGGAAUGAGUCGAAGUGUUUCAUACUUUUCUGACGAUGCCAGGGAUCGCCUAUCCGUCAUUGAAGAAGACGAAUUCGAACGUCGGUCGGCCCUCAACAGCCACUCGGACCCAACACUCGAUAAGUCGCCCAUCUUUCGUGUGCCAUCCGAUAUAUUCGCGCUCUUUUUGGCACUGCUGGGGCCUUCCAUGAAGUCUUUGGCAUACACUCUAUCGGAAACGCUGAAGGAGAAUCCCUUUGGCAAACACCCCGAAGACCAGGUGGCUGUCAAUGUGCAUCUGCGUGCCAGCCUCCGGGAUGCGGUGAAUCUGUACAACAAUGCUAGGGGCAAGGCCCUUCGGGAAUUAUAUCGAAGCAUCGAGCUGGGAAGAUCGCGAACCGAAAAUAUUCAAGCUGAUAUAGAGGAGGUUGCCGCUGCUUGUGGCCACUUUUCCUUCAGUUUGCAGGCGGUGGCAGAGGAGAUGGAUGCGUACCUCGACGUGCUUGAAUCAUUGCAAAAUCCGUUGGUACACCGAGAUCGCAGCUGGAGGUGGCUCAAGUUCUGGAGGCACUGGAAGCUGUUUCAACGCCACAGGGACCGCGAUGCAGAACACGAACCCCUCUUGGUCAGAAAGCCGAGGGCCCGAAUCAAGUCACCUACCCCUCAGGGUUUACCCAAGGCCAUGCUGAAGAAGAGAGACUCGUUUCAUUGGGAUGCCUCACCGCAAAAGUCCAAUUCCUUUGCUCGCACAUGCUCCCAGGCUUUACUAAAGUUUCUUCGGUUCCUAACGCGCGAGGACGUCAUGUUUGGAAUCAAAGUGGGUAUCGGUGCCGUCUUAUGGGCCAUGCUUGCUUUCAUCCCUGCUACGAGGCCAGUAUAUCAACACUGGAGAGGCGAAUGGGGUCUUUUGUCCUAUAUGAUUGUUGUCGGAAUGACAACCGGGGCCUCCAACACAACGGGUAGCUCCCGCUUCAUUGGAACCCUGAUAGGGGGAGCCUGUGCUUGCUUCGCAUGGUCGGUGAGCCUGGCCAAUCCCUGGCUCCUCGAGCUCUGCACCGUCAUUGUAGCGCUGGGAAACUUUUAUGUGAUUCUGGUCAUGAAGAAGGCUCCCCUGGGGAGAAUUUCGCUUCUGGCAUACAACGUCAUUGUGCUGUAUGCCUACAGCUUGACGCAAGAUGUUGACGACGACGACGACGAUGAGGGUGGAAUAGAUCCUCUCAUUUUUGAGAUUACGUACCAUCGUGUAGUGGCGGUUACGUUGGGGAUCUUGUGGGGUAUUCUCGUCUGUCGAUUGCUGUGGCCAAUCUCUGGGAGGAAGAAGUUCAGAGAAGGACUCUCGGUGCUGUAUCUGCAGCUUGGACUCAUUUGGAAGCGCGGACCUCUGGCUGCUUUGCUAGAGGGGGGUGAUGAUGGUCCGGAUUUUAUGAAGGAGGGCGAACAGAUAGCCCUUCGGCGAUAUGUCUUCAAACUGGAGUCGCUGCGAGAUUCUGCCAAAUCUGAGUUUGAACUUCGCGGGCCGUUCCCUGAAGCUGCCUAUGGCCGAAUGAUGCGCUCUACGAAGCACAUACUAGACGGCCUCUACGCCAUGCGUCUCAUCACACAGCGUCGAGACACGCUCUCCGAGGGCGAGAGUGCCCUGCUGGAAAUUACGGCUGCUGAAAGGGUACAGCUGUGCGAACGCCUAUGCCACGUUUUUCAGGUCCUCGCGUCGUGUGUCAUGCUGGAGUAUCCUCUUACGGACGCCAUUCCUACCAUUGACCGUACCAGAGACCGCCUCUUGAACAAAAUCUAUCACUACCGCAAGGAUCAUAUGGAGAUGAGCUUGAGAAACGGCGAGGACGAUGCCGUCCAGGCCAUGACGGAGGAGAAAGACUAUGCUUUGCUUUAUGCGUAUACCCUUGUCACGGCGCAGGUGGCUGCCGAGUUGAAGAAGAUCAAGAAGGAGAUUGAGGGGUUGUAUGGAGUCUUGCAUCAGGAUGAACUGCUGUUGGAGUAA
Molecule: messenger RNA, 3087 nt
Organism: Trichoderma aggressivum f. europaeum
Lineage: Eukaryota; Fungi; Ascomycota; Sordariomycetes; Hypocreales; Hypocreaceae
Exons: 2
Coding region: 1-3087 (1028 amino acids)
Source: RefSeq, a predicted model, not a curated record